Pygoscelis adeliae (Adelie penguin) is the source of this 618-nucleotide messenger RNA. RefSeq names its product integral membrane protein 2C (gene ITM2C). Gene Ontology annotation, biological process: negative regulation of amyloid precursor protein biosynthetic process. Gene Ontology annotation, molecular function: amyloid-beta binding. The transcript has 5 exons. Gene Ontology annotation, cellular component: extracellular exosome; plasma membrane; Golgi apparatus. Bases 1 to 618 code for a protein of 205 amino acids. NCBI's taxonomy places the organism in Eukaryota, Metazoa, Chordata, Aves, Sphenisciformes, Spheniscidae. The record is from RefSeq and is a predicted model, not a curated record.
AUGGGUCUCCUCGUACUGCUCCUGGGCUUGGUCUUUGCAUCAAUGUAUGUGUACAGAUACUUCUUCAUCAGCCAGCUGCCACACGAAAGCGUGUUUCACUGCGGUGUCCUUUACGAAGACUCGCUGUAUUCGCCAUUCAAAGGGCAGCUGGAGUUGCACGAAGAUGUCAAGAUUUACAUUGAGGAGAACUAUGAGCAAAUCAACGUCCCAGUGCCCCAGUUUGGAGGGAGUGACCCUGCGGAUAUCAUCCACGACUUCCAGCGAGGUCUGACAGCUUAUCAUGACAUAACGCUGGAUAAGUGCUACGUUAUUGAGCUGAACACCACGAUCGUGAUGCCUCCUCGCAACCUGUGGGAGCUGCUGGUUAAUGUGAAGAAAGGGACAUACCUGCCUCAGACAUACAUAAUCCAGGAGGAAAUGAUUGCGACCGAGCAUGUCAGUGACAUGGAGCAGCUCGGCUCCUUCAUCUACCGCCUCUGCAGCGGCAAGGAGACCUACAGGCUGAAACGGAGGAGCACAAGGAGACGUAUCAGUCGACGUGAGGCUGGAAACUGUCAUCGUAUUCGUCACUUUGAAAACACUUUUGUGGUUGAAACUGUUAUCUGCAAAAAGUCAUGA